AUGGAUUUAAGUAGUACUGCAGUAGCUGACGUUAGAAGAAUCCUAAAUGAACAUGAAAUAGAGGAGGAUGUCAUAGAGUCACUGUUUGAUAAUGGCAUUGAUGGUGAGUCUUUAGUGUCACUAAUAGGGGAUCUAGAAGAAUUUAAGUACUUAGUCCCGCAAAGUAGCACAAGAAUGAAGAUAAAACGUAUCGUCACUGAGGAGUUUGCUAGUUUUUCUGAAGUGUCUUCGAUUUAUCCUAUGAAUGUCAAAACCAGUAGCACCAGUUCUAGUCAAUUAAGCACUUCAAGUGAUAAAAGCAUAUCACCUACUCGUAAGCGAGAUAUGUCACCAGAGCUUAGUGGUUCACCUCCUUGUAAGAAAAAGGAUACUGAUGUUUAUGGAGAGUUAAAAAGCAAGAGGUUACCAAAGCCAUGUCCUAUACCACCUGCUUUCACACCAGCUGUAUACAAUUGCAUCAUUAAGAAUGAAAUCUCUGGGAAUCUUAAAUAUCGAAUGCUGCGUGAAAGUGCUUCAUUCUUUUAUGGUCUUUGUCCAGACCCAACACCAUCAGAAUAUCAGGAAAUGGCUAAGAUUUUAUGUAAUAAAUAUCCAAUGUUACAGGAUGUGAAUUGUACUGAAUACUGGAGUACUACAAGGGACUACUUGUCACAAAGGUUCAGAAAUAUCAGAAGACCAAAUCCUGGUACAAAGGAAGAACUGAUCGGAGUCUCAAAGUUACCACCAAUAUCUCCAUUAGCAGUGGUUUCUAAUCCACCAGUAAGUGAUGAGGUUUCCUAUGAUAGAAACAAUAGCAGCCUAAAAACAGAAUUUAAAAAGACUAAUCCUAACCAUUUGAUAAUGAAGAAAUUAAUACAACUAACACAUGAUCAUAGGCGGAGUGAGAUUUCGACUUGUCAAGUACGCUUGAAUAAAAUAGUUGAGACUUAUCCCUUCUUUUCUAAAAAGAUAUGGAUUUUAUUGGAGUUUGAAUUAAUGACGAACAAAGAUAUCGUUACUAACAUGAAGAGAGAGUGGAAUAGGUUGUGUCCAUUCAUCCAGUCAGAUAAUAAAACUCCCAUUGCUCCUUUGAUAUCAAUUGAUAAGCAGUUCAGAAGUGGACCUACACAUGAAUUACCAGCUGCAUUUCAGAUAUAUGAUAGCUCUAGUGACAUUGAUACGAUUGUUUCUCACAACAUAUUCUCAGAGCCACGACUAGUUCUUAUAGAGUCUGAUGUUAGUGAGGGUGACAUUGUGCAAGGUUUCAUUGUUGCAGAGAAGACUUUGAUCUUUGAGGUCACUGAGUUUUCAGUUGUUGAUGGUUUGAUAGCUCUCCUUGCAUCAUACUACGUCUUCCAUAUCAGUUAUCCCAAGCAAACGCCUGCUUUGUCUCUGAUGCUUUUUCUACAGGAGCAACUAAUGGGAACACCCGAUUAUACCACCAGUAAGAAGCCAGCACGUUACAAAGCAUGUGUCAAUGCUUUGAAGAAAGCUCUUACAGCAUCAGAGAAGGCUACGGCAGAGUCACUAGGUCCUGUUUUGGAAGAUGACAUUUAGAACUGCUAUGAGAAACACCAUCUUUUAAUU
Messenger RNA from Amphimedon queenslandica, 1566 nucleotides. RefSeq lists its product as uncharacterized. The record is from RefSeq and is a predicted model, not a curated record. The transcript is spliced from 8 exons. NCBI's taxonomy places the organism in Eukaryota, Metazoa, Porifera, Demospongiae, Haplosclerida, Niphatidae. Bases 1 to 1536 code for a protein of 511 amino acids.